AUGUACGAAGAAAAUGCCGCUCACAUCCUUGAACUUGCGUUAUCACUGAUUUAUGACUUGAAGACCGAAUACGAGAAUAUUCAGAGCCUCCCAAAAGAAGGAAGGAAGUUCAUGGAGUAUACAAAGUACACUGAGAAUUGCCAUUUUUUCUCUCAUAUAGAGGACUUUGAGGAGAGGGAGCGCUUGGAGAAGAAAAUUCAGUGCAUCCAACCGCAAAUAGUAACAGGUUUCGGAAGGCUGGAACAGCUGAGACAAGAACAUGCUGUAGUGAGACGGCACAAAGCACAGUUGGAAGCAGACAAGGUAUUCAGUUUUAAAAUGGAAAUCCAGAACGAAAUACAGGUGGACCUGGAUCCCGAGAGGAAAGAAGCGCAGCCUGGUCAUGUCCAACGGAUCAAGUACCUGGAAGACACAUUGGGGAAGGCAGAGCAGGCUGAAAAGCUGAAGGAAAACUUUGAUCCGUUCAUGGAAUACAUAAAGGAGUUCGAGAUAGAAGGAUUCAAUAUCUCAAUUUUCGACCCAGAUUCUGAUACUGAUAAUGACGACGAUGCUACAGAUGGAGGUGAAUCUUCCAGGGAAAGUAGUACAUCCAACAAAGACGAACUGCCAACGAGGCGUGAACGUCAUCACCGAGAGAAGAGACUUCUUAAAAAAGAAUUGGAGUUCAAAGUUCAAGUGGACCUGGAGUCGUGCUACAGAAUCGGGAAAAAGCAGGAAGAUAAAAGAAGAGCAGUACUGAUGGAAGUAAUGAAUCCUCAAGAUAAAACGCAAAUCCUCGGAGAAGGCAAGAAUCUCAGAGAGAAGAACCUGGCGCAGAAAGAAGGAAGACAGUUGAAGCUAUUGGAAGACCGACUUUAUAUCGAUGGGACCUUGUAUCGUAGUGGAAAGAAAUCCGAAGGUGACGAUGAAGGAGGAAAAUUGGAAGACAGCGUAAAAGGUGAUGAGCCCAUGAGGAGGCAAGACAAGAUGAAGGAAACGAGGACGGCAUUUAAGUUGGUCGACAAGCGAGUGACGAGGCAAGCAACGAAAUUAUUGAAAGACGGUGGGUUGAAAACGUAUUUAUUCCCUAUGCCUCGUAAGAACCCCAGAACCAAUGAAGUGGUCACCGGCUGCGCUAACCAGAGAGAAGAUACAGUAGACAGGAGGAGGAUUCAGGAGAGGAAUUAG
Molecule: messenger RNA, 1167 nt
Organism: Darwinula stevensoni
Lineage: Eukaryota; Metazoa; Arthropoda; Ostracoda; Podocopida; Darwinulidae
Source: the annotation of a GenBank genome assembly